UCCCGGAGGUGCAGUGGGGACGCAGGCCCCACCGAUUCAACAGAGCUGCACAGAGAGGCACUUCCUAAUAAUAAAGCCCUGUUUGGAGGUUAUUUUCAUGGAGUACCACCGUUAAAACAUAUGGAGAGUCAAGAGGAAAAGCCAGUCAUCUAUACCAUGGAAAACAAGCCGAUUGUAACAUGUGCUGGAGACCAGAGCUUGUUCACGUCUCUCUACACCUCAUUGGCUCAGCAGCUUCCCAGGGAGCCAAUGGAGUGGAGGAGGACUUACGGCCGCGCACCAAAAAUGAUCCACCUUGAAGCUAAUUUUGUCCAGUUUAAGGAGGAGCUGCUCCCCAAGGAGGGCAACAAGGCUCUUCUCACGUUCCCCUUCCUCCACAUCUACUGGACCGACUGCUGUGACACGGAAAYGUACAAGAGCUCCGUGAAGGAGGACAUGAUGCGCUGGCAGAACACGCUGCGGAGUCACAGCUCGGCGGACUGGGUCAUCAUUGUCGUGGAAACCAACGACACCAAGAAGAAGAACAAGCCCAACAUCCUGCCUCGCUCGUCCAUCGUGGACAAGAUCCGCAGCGACUUCUGCAACAAGCAGAACGACAGGUGYGUGGUUCUGUCAGACCCUCUGAAGGACUCGUCCCGGUCCCUGGAGUCCUGGAACUCCCUCCUGUUGAAACUGCGCACUCUCCUCCUCAUGUCCUUCACCAAAAACCUCGGGCGGUUUGAAGACGACAUGCGUACGCUCCGAGAGAAACGCACUCAGCCCGGCUGGAGCUUCUGUGAAUAUUUCAUGGUUCAGGAGGAGCUGGCCUUUGUUUUUGAGAUGCUGCAGCAGUUUGAAGACGCUUUGGUCCAGUAUGAUGAACUAGACGCUCUUUUCACUCAGUACGUCCUGAACUUCGGCGCAGGAGUCAACAGCUUGCAGAGUCCUUACAAAAAGCUGAAAGAAGCCUUGUCAUCCGUGGAGGCUUUCGAAAGGCACUAUCUUGAACUUUCUCAUGCUGCUAUGGAAAUGUACCAGGCCAUCRGCCGGCUKCGGUCUGCCAGGCUGGUGGGGAAGAGCCUGGCUGAGUUCUACAUGAGGAAGGGAGACCCUGAGCGGGCGGAAACUUUCCUGCAGGAAGCUCUGAAGUCGUACGUAUCGGAGGGGUGGAGCCUUCCUGUGACGCACACCAGGAAGCAGAUCGCCGAGUGUCAGAAACUGCUGGGCAGAACUGAAGACUACUUGCAAACCAGUGCCUUGUUGGCCGGUGACAUGAAUCUCUCCACGGAGGAGAGGAAGCACUUUUGUCAGGAAAUUCUCACUUUUGCUGGCAGGUCCGGAAACCAAUCUCACAAAGUGACUCUCAGCAUGAAUGUCUUCGCUCAGCUAACGCGGCUACAGUUUCACCCGGCGGCCGCUUCGGUGCACUCCGGAGCCGUGCUGCAGGUGGAGCUCACUCUGAGGUGCCUGAUGCCCGUCUCAGUGCGCAUUCAGCAGCUGGCUGCUAGCAUUCACUUUGACAUUGAUCACGGAGGGACUCUCGGGAGGUCCAAGGGGACGCUGAGGAACGCAAACCAAGGGACAAUAGAGUUCAAACAGGGCAACUCGUCAGCAGGCCCGCCCUCUUCUGCGGCUGCUGGUCCCGCGCUAGAAAUGGACGAGAUUCAGGACCGGAGUCCCUCGGACAAUUCUCUCAACUCCGUAGGAGUGGUGUGCAAAAACACCCACCUGAUCAUUCGCCGCCGCGAGAACGGCUCGCCGUCGGAGACGUCCAACUGUGUCAGCCCACCUGCUGUCGCCAUGAAGGAAGGAGGACAGAUGCUGAAGGUGCAGAAUGUCACGUUAGAGCCCGGAAACAACAGCAUCACCUUCACAGCACCUAGUGGACAGCCUGGUACUUACAUGUUACGGCAGCUGUGCGCCACGGUGGGUGAAGUGCAGUUUGUGCUGUCUCAUAUCUACCCAUCGGUCCGAUAUGAAGUAUAUUCUCAGGAGCCCCAGCUCACCGUGGAGCCACUUUCAGAGCCUCUGCUGGCCGGGAUGCCUCAGUUGGUKAAAUUCACCCUGCUGACGGGUCACUACACUKUGAAGAAAGGAGACGCUCUGCAGCUCAGCAACACGGAAACCAUGCCCAUCCUGCCGUCCUCCAGCUGCACGGCCCGCAUCAGCAGCCCAGAGGCGGAGUURGUGGGUGAAAGCGUCCUGUCCAUCCAGUCGUCUGAAAAGGUGACGAGCAUCAGCCUACCUCCCACCCCGCCCUACCACCUUCUGGAGUUCCAGCUCGAKGUUUUGUGCAUCAUCCCGUCCGGGUCUGAGCGGCCGGCCAACGAGAGGCUGACCAACGGGGAGGUGCGCCAUCGACCUCGCAGCUACAGUCAUCCUGACACACCCAUGACCGCCAUUGACCAAAGGAUGUCUAUCGACUGUCCGUGGUCGAUCUACUCCACCCUGCUCACCCUUACCUUCUACAUCCCCUUCAAGACCAAACACUCACUGCUUUCUGCUGGCAACAGAAAGUACAUCCAGGUGUGUGUGCAGAACGUGUCAGACAUGAACUUCACCCUGGCAGACAUGAAACUGACAGAGAAGCAACACUCAUCGUUGGAACUACAAUCCUUUAACACUAAAACAAAUCAGCUUCUGUGCAGCAAGCACAGCGUGUUCUGCUUGUGGGAGGUGAGGUGGAAGGACGACCUACCCUCGUGUCUACAGUGUGUUUUCUCUGCCAACUUCAGUCCGCUUAACCAAGACAGCUCUGCCUUCAAACCGUUCCACUACCAGUUCCAGCUGGAGAGAGUCACUACAUUGUACAGCGUGAGAGCRGAGAUCCUGCCCCCCGCAGGAGAGCAGCACUGCCGCUCCGGUCUGGUCUGCGAGCUGGAGGUGUGUAUAACACGACUGACUGAGCCCUCAGAGGGAGAGGUAGCUGAGGACAGCAAGACCGACACGGAUGGACUCAAAACCACCAAGCUUAUGUAUGAAGUGGCCGACAGCAGCAGCAACUGGGCCGUGUGUGGGAAGAGUUCAGGGAUGGUGCUGAUGCCUCUCAGGGUCAACGCCACCCACAAGGUGCAGAUCGAGGUCAUGCCCCUGUUCGCAGGUCACCUGCCCUUCCCCAAAAUCAAAGUCCUCAAGUACCUCCCUCACAACGCUGCGGCGGCCAUCCAGCUGGACCCCGACAGCUGCGUGGAGAACGACAGCCUGUCCCUGCUGGACAAGGCGCUGGACGACCAGGGGGACACGGCGAGCAUCCGCAGCCGCGGCAGCGUCCACUCGGUGGGCAGCAGCGACCAGCAGCAGCGGGGCGUGGCCAUGCCGCGCCUGGAGCCCUUCAGCCCGGGACAGGUGUUCAACAGCAGCCACUCUCAGCAGGUCCUGGUGCUGCCCACCGCCGACGACCACAUCAUGGAGGUCAACGCCACAUGACCCUGGGGGUGAAGACUCCUCCCUGUCAUCUCUGGACGAACUCCUCUGAGCCUCCGGAGCUUGUCCGGGCCGGGGUCCGCGUCCAACGCCGCCGACGCGGACCCUCUCCCCCAGCCCUCUUUCCGUCUACGCAUGAAACGUUCACUUCACUGGAAACACGAUGGACUGCACAGUGAAGAGCCAACGGCACCCGACGACGAGUUGAAAUGAAAUCGUGCUCCUUUGCCAUACUUUGUACAUAUCUCAUUGAAUGGAUUUAUAGAUAUAAAUAUAUAAAUAUAUAUAUGAACUGGAGAAUCAAAUCUGCGCCUGUCGUGCUAUUUUGAACUGAAGGAAAACACUCCUGAUUGUCUCAUGUCGCACCAAAGCUCUCGAUGUUUGUACGCCACGAUCUGCUACUGAAGUACCGUCACGCCGAGUGGGCGUGGCCUGCUAGAAGUGACGUCCUGGACCUCUUUUUGGCUUUAUGGGUGUGUGAGUGCCUCCAUCGCUACAAUUAAGUUAAAAUAUUUCUUUUCUCAUCCUCGCUGACUCUUCUGCUCCAUCAUGUACCUUAAAGCGGGAGAAUAAGAUUAGGAUUACGCCCCUGAGCGAUCAUUAUGAGUAAUAAUAGUGAAGAGAUGGCGCCUCAUACUGAAUAUAAAAAAAAACACGUUGUGGAAGUUAUGCAGUUAAAUUUAGGUCCAUUUUGAGUAAAUACUGCUAUAUUUCUAGCUGAUGUUCCAUUAAAAUAAGUCAUUCUCAUUUAACUAGUUACAAUAAAUGAGAUUGGGAAAAAAAGCUCAAUUUUGACUUUUAACAAUAUUUUAACAAAUAUUUCAAGUUCAAUUUGUAGUGUUCAAAAGUUAGUCUUUUAAUACCCCUGAGAAUUYGGUGACRUUCUUUUUUUCUACUAAACUAAGCUAAAAAUCAACUCAAGUCUCAUUUAAACCCCAUGAGAAAAUAAGAAGCUUAGACUGAUGAGGCGGUGUGUGUUUUUUCCUGCUUUGCUGUGGCUCUGUGUGUGUAUGUGUGUGUGUGUGAUCAGACUUCUACAGCGGGUCAGCCAGCAGGCAGUACAGUUGGUCUACAUGUGCAUAUUUAUUUGCUGUGUGCACACAUGUGUCUCUGAACCUGUCCUAUGCACACAUGCUGCUGAUCCGCCAUGAUCAAAUGAGAGAAAUUAGGAACUCUACCAUUUGCUUUCUUUUUUUUUUUUUGGAAAGAAUGAAUGUCAGCGACCUCUGCCCUGCCCCUCGACCCUCUGCUGUAUUCUGACCUCUGUACAUACUGAUCUGUACAUAAUGAUUGAAAUUAAAGAGAAUCUUUGAUGCCAACUGUACUAAAAACAAACACAGAAUCGA
Molecule: messenger RNA, 4748 nt
Organism: Poecilia reticulata (guppy)
Lineage: Eukaryota; Metazoa; Chordata; Actinopteri; Cyprinodontiformes; Poeciliidae
Source: RefSeq, a predicted model, not a curated record